ACUUAAAGGGCUGGCUUAGGCAGCUGCUCACAGUCGCCUGCCGCCUUCAGAGUUUCAGCAGACUACUACUGAGUGGAGCCUGCCAGAGCAGAAUCCUCUCCAGCUUAGCCCGGAGCCUAAAGCAGACAGAACCAGCCUGAGCCAGCCCAGCCCGGUGAUGGAGCGCCCACAGACCGACAGCAUGCCCAAGGAUCUGUCUGAGACCUUGAAGGAGGCCACCAAGGAGGUGCACACCCAGGCAGAGAACGUUGAGUUCAUGAGGAACUUUCAGAAGGGCCAGGUGACCAGGGAAGGCUUUAAGCUGGUGAUGGCCUCCUUGUACCACAUCUACGCGGCCCUGGAGGAGGAGAUAGAACGCAACAAGCAGAACCCUGUCUAUGCCCCACUCUACUUCCCUGAGGAGCUGCACCGAAAGGCUGCCCUGGAGCAGGACAUGGCCUUCUGGUAUGGGCCCCACUGGCAAGAGACCAUUCCUUACACUCCAGCCACGCAGCACUAUGUGAGACACCUCCACGAGGUGGGGCACACUCAUCCCGAGCUGCUGGUGGCCCACACGUAUACCCGUUACCUGGGUGACCUCUCAGGGGGCCAGGUCCUGAAGAAGAUCGCACAGAAGUCCCUGGCCCUGCCUGGCUCUGGUGAGGGCUUGGCUUUUUUCACCUUCCCCAACAUCGACAACGCCACCAGGUUCAAACAGCUCUACCGUGCGCGCAUGAACACCCUGGAGAUGACACCUGAGGUGAAGCACAGGGUGACAGAGGAGGCCAAGACCGCCUUCCUGCUCAACAUCGAGCUGUUUGAGGAGCUGCAGGGGCUGCUGACACAGGACCACAAGGAUCAGAUCCCCUCACAGAUGGAGCGGCUUCGCCAGCGCUCUGGUAGCCUGGUGCAAGACGCUACCCCUGAAGAGAUACCCAGAGGGAAAUCCCGAAUCAGCAGCACUAGCUCAUCCCAGGCGCCAUUCCUCCGAUGGGUCCUUACUCUUAGCUUUCUGAUGGCAACAGUGGCAGUGGGAAUUUAUGCCAUGUAAAUGCAAAUGUGCUGGCCCCCAGGGGCUGUGAACUCUGUCCAUGAAGGGCCUUCUCUCUAUUAGGGAGAUCUUGCCUGGCUCUCUUCUCUUGGGCCUCUAAGACACUUUGGGGGCUCCUAACCCCCUCUCUGCAAUGGAGAAAGAUGAUCAAUGCAUUUUUUUUUCCUUCACCAAAAGCACAUCCAGCCAGUGGCCUUAAGUGGCAGCUGAUCUGAGCCAAGGCUUUGGUUGUUGGCAUCUGUGUAAACUGGCCAUGACCGCUUUCCUAAGGUUUCAUGGCCACUUUGAUAACAGUGUGUAGAGGUGUUCAGUCUUAUGUUUCUGUCUUUGUUUGUUUUUUGUUUUGUUUUGGGGGCAAGAUUUCUGUAGCUUUUGGAGCCUGUCCUGGAACUUGCUCUGUAGACCAGGUUGGCCUCAAACUCAAAGAAACCUACCUGUCUCUGCCUCCCUCCCGAGUGCUGGAUUAAAGACGCACCACCACCGUCCAGAGUGUUUGUCUUUUUUUAUUAUUUCCCCAAUCCCACCAGAAAGGUGGUAUUUUGUCUUGGUUUUUUCCUAACAAAGUUGGGCUGUCUUUUGAGGGGUGGGUGGGAAAGAAGUAUUUAAUAGUUGUAACCUUUGUCUUGAAUUUCUGUAUGAAAUAAUAAAUGACAUUAUCUAACAGUCA
This is a messenger RNA of Alexandromys fortis (reed vole), 1697 nucleotides long. It is a transcript of the gene Hmox1, whose product is annotated as heme oxygenase 1. Gene Ontology annotation, molecular function: heme oxygenase (decyclizing) activity; heme binding. Lineage: Eukaryota; Metazoa; Chordata; Mammalia; Rodentia; Cricetidae. Bases 158 to 1030 code for a protein of 290 amino acids. Gene Ontology annotation, biological process: response to oxidative stress; heme catabolic process; heme oxidation. The record is from RefSeq and is a predicted model, not a curated record. The transcript has 5 exons.